GAGAGAGAGAGAGAUGGGGAAGAAGGAAAGCGGAGAAGGGGAAGAGACUACUCUUCCAUUGUUUGAGAGCAAAAGAGCAAGAUAUAGAGGUUUCUACCGGGCUUUUGCAUCAACUAUAUUCGUGUUUGUGUGUUUGAUCUUGGCGUACAGACUAAUAAACAUCCCAAAAGCUGGGGAGAGAGGGAGAUGGGCUUGGAUUGGUAUGCUCAUGGCCGAGUUCUGGUUUGGUCUGUACUGGAUCAUCACUCAGUCUGUUCGCUGGAGUGUCACUUAUCGUCAACCUCUCAAGAACAGACUCUCUCAGAGAUUUGAGGACAAGUUACCCGGUUUUGAUGUGUUUGUAUGCACUGCUGACCCAAAAAUGGAGCCGCCAAGUUUAGUGAUUAACACUGUUUUAUCAGUCCUAUCCAGCAAUUUUCCAUCUGAGAAGUUGAGUGUUUAUCUUUCUGAUGAUGGCGGUUCAGAGUUAACUUUCUAUGCUCUAUGGGAGGCGUCUCGGUUCUCGAAGAAUUGGAUACCCUUCUGCAAGAAGUUCAAGGUUGAACCAAGGGCACCGGAGGCCUACUUUGCACUGCAUUCUGAUGUUCAUGACACCAAGUGCGGUCAAGAAUGGUUUGAUAUCAAGAAACUCUAUGAAGAAAUGAAAAAUCGGAUCGAUUCUAUUGUUGAAAGUUGCAAGAUACCAGAAAAAACAAGGAAUCAACACAAAGGGUUCUCAGAAUGGAACCUUAAAGUAGCAAAGAAUGAUCAUCAUUCAAUUGUGCAGAUAAUAACUGAUGGAAGAGACACAAAUGCUGUCGACAAAGAUGGAUGCCGAUUACCAACCGUUGUGUACAUGUCAAGAGAAAAGAGACCCCAACAACCACACAACUUCAAAGCUGGAGCCAUGAAUGCACUGUUGAGAGUUUCAUCAAAGAUAAGCAAUGCACCCUUCAUUCUCAACUUGGACUGUGACAUGUACGCAAACAACGCCGAUGCAAUACGAGAAGCACUGUGUUUCUUCUUGGAUGAAAAGACUGGCCACGAGACAGCUUAUGUGCAACAUCCGCAGGUCUACAACAAUGUCACAAAAAAUGAUAUCUAUGGAAAUGAAUGCAUUGCAACUAAUGCGAUUGAACUGGCUGGGUUAGGUGGAUAUGGAGCAGCAUUGUAUUGUGGCACCGGAUGUUUCCAUCGAAGAGCAUGUCUUUGUGGCAAGAAGUAUUCAAAGGGUAAUAUAGAAAAAUGGAACAUUGAGGGCCAGAAGAGCACCAUGGACAAUAGUAUCCAAAAAUUGGAGGAAUCUACAAAACCUCUUAUCGAUUGUAGCUACGAGAAGGGGAGUCAAUGGGGAAAAGAGAUGGGACUAAUAUAUGGAUGCCCUGUGGAAGAUAUAGUUACCGGUUUGGCAGUGCAAUGCAGGGGAUGGAAAUCAGUUUACUACAAUCCAGAAAGGCCUAACUUUCUUGGUGUUGCUCCAAACACCUUAGAAAUAGCACUUGUUCAGCACAAGAGGUGGUCUGAGGGCAUGUUUCAGAUAUUUUUCUCCAAGUAUUGCCCCUUCAUAUAUGGACAUGGGAAGAUACACUUUGGUGCCCAAAUGGGAUAUUGCAUCUACCUACUAUGGGCUCCAGUUUCAUUCCCAACUUUGUAUUAUGCAACUGUUCCUCCUCUUUGCUUGCUCCAUGGAAUUCCCUUGUUCCCCAAGGUGUCAAGUCUAUGGUUCCUAGCAUUUGCUUAUGUUUUUGUAGCAACAAAUGCAUACAGCAUAGCCGAAUAUGUGAUGUGUGGGGGAAAACUCAAAGCAUGGUGGAAUCUACAAAGAAUUUGGCUGAUCCGACGAAUUACUUCAUACUUCUUUGCCUUCUUUGACACCAUAAAGAGGCAAUUAGGGCUAUCUGAGACGCACUUCACCCUCACUGAUAAGGUUGUCACCGACGAUGUGUUAAAGAGGUACGAGCAAGAGGUUAUGGAAUUCGGAAGCUCAAGCAUUAUGUACACGAUAAUGGCAACGACGGCAUUGCUGAGCUUGGUGAGCUUAGUUUGGGGGACAAAGCGGGUUGUGAUGGAUUUUGAGUUGAAGGGCUUAGACCAGUUCAUCAGUCAAGUUAUCCUUUGUGCCAUACUGGUUUUGAUCAACAUACCAGUGUAUGAGGCACUCUUCUUUCGUAGUGAUAAGGGCCAUAUACCAUCCUCUGUCAUGUAUAAGUCUGUUUUUAUGCUCACACUGGCUUGCUUGAUGCCUAUCUAGCUAGGUAAAUCUUAUGAUUUUAAGCAAAAUUAUAUAGGAAAUUUAGAGUAUAUCUACAUGUAUGUAACACCUGUAUU
Messenger RNA from Argentina anserina (silverweed cinquefoil), 2307 nucleotides. Its product is annotated as cellulose synthase-like protein E6. The coding region runs from base 14 to 2230 and encodes 738 amino acids. Gene Ontology annotation, molecular function: cellulose synthase (UDP-forming) activity. The transcript is spliced from 8 exons. Gene Ontology annotation, cellular component: trans-Golgi network; plasma membrane. NCBI's taxonomy places the organism in Eukaryota, Viridiplantae, Streptophyta, Magnoliopsida, Rosales, Rosaceae. Gene Ontology annotation, biological process: cellulose biosynthetic process; plant-type primary cell wall biogenesis. The record is from RefSeq and is a predicted model, not a curated record.